Molecule: messenger RNA, 3287 nt
Organism: Daphnia pulicaria
Lineage: Eukaryota; Metazoa; Arthropoda; Branchiopoda; Diplostraca; Daphniidae
Exons: 9
Coding region: 1986-3251 (421 amino acids)
Biological process (GO): synapse organization
Cellular component (GO): neuron projection membrane
Source: RefSeq, a predicted model, not a curated record
AUUAUUCAUUCCGUCGUCCGCCACCCAAUCGUUCACAUCAUACUCAAUAACUCUACUCGCCUCGACAGUCGAUCAUAAAUUAUUGGUAUUAUGACUCGCCAUCUGAUCUUUGUGGUGUUGGUCGGAGUGUCCGUCUGGAUGAUGGAAGCCAAAGCUAUUCCGGCCAUCAAGCGUCGUCCGUCGUUGCAGAGUAACAUGCGCUCCUUGUUCAGCUCCUUGGAGGUGGACGACAUGGUUCAUUCGUCGGCCGUUCCGGCGAUGAUGAUGAUGCCAUCCUUCGUCUACUACCACGUCAUCUCGCCCUUUCACAGCCCCUUUCACCGGAUGGCUAAAUCGAUGAUGCCAAUGUGGUCGAAUUUCGGGUUCGAGUCAUCUGAGGAAGAUGAAGAAGAAGAAGAAGAAGAAGAAGAGGCUGAAGAAUCAAAGAAAAUUGAAGAAAUAGCAAAAGUUGAAUCAAAGAAAUUAGUAAAAGAAUCCGGAAUCAAUCAAUCAUCCAGCGCGGAAGAGAAAGAAUCCAACGUGGAAUCACCACAAGAAGAAGAAGAAACUCAAACUGAAAACGAACAACAAUUCACCACCGAAAGUGUUACAGAAGAGACGCAAUCCAUUGAUGGAAACGAGGACCAAGUUCCGACGACGGAAUUCCCAGCCGCCAAUACGGAAUCGACCGAUCCGCCAGCCACAGAAGAAGAGAAUUCGAUUAAUACAGAGGCAACAACCACCGAAUUUCAACAGAUGGACGAUAAGGCUAUUAUCGUAGAGGAUCAACUCUUGAUAACAAAAUCGCCCAGUCAUCCGGUGCAAACGUCAUCCGGAAGGUUGUCGUCGACGACUUACGUGUGCAAAUUCGGCAAGUGCCAGCACACGAUGGAAGCCAAAAAAUUACUGGAACAAGAAAUCGAAGCCGAAUUAUGGGCGAAAUUGUAACCACCCCAUCAAUCCAAAUCAAUUUUUUAUUUAAAAAAAGAACUGGCUUAUAUAUAAUAAUCCUAACUAUCAAAUUUUAGAUUUAUCGACAAAUGAAUUUUUAUAACUUGACUGAUUGACUAUUUUGAAAGACAACAACAACAACAACAAAAAAUGGUCUGUGGUUUUUGUCCUAAAUGGUUUCGCUCGAAAUAUCUUUCCUGUGCAUUAUUCAUUGUGACACCUGUUGUCCGAUUAUUAAAAUGGGAACUUGCGAUAAUUACAUAAUGGGUAAAUACCCUUGCACGAUCUUGAAAACGUCGGCCCCCCUCCUUUUGUGGUGUUCCUCUCUAUGAAUUUGUCAACCUUGGAUCGAACGAAAAUAGCUGGCUGAUUAUGGCAAUGCACGUUUCCUAUACUGGCAUUUGAUUGCAUUCUUCUCUUAUUUUUUUUUAUUGUUGUUUUCAACUGCCGUUGUUUGUUUGCUGAACAAUUAUUUAGCGUGGUUAGACGAAUGCCUCGGUUUGGCCUUGGGAAACAUCUUGCCAUUCGAUAAUUAGAGAACUUAUUGCGUUGUUGUCUAAUUCGACCAUCACGUUUCGUGAAAUCGUCCGUUUCCAUUAGAGCUGAUGCGCCGUCACGAAUCUCACGAUCAACUGACGUGCGGUCACGAAUUAUUUAUUCAGCAUCAGCUUUUGGUUGAGUUGGCCAGAUGGCGCUGACCGUCGUCUGCAUUCCGAAUUCAAAAAAUUUGUUUUUGGUGGCUGCUGGAAAAGAAUUUAGGAAUUGCAUAAUAUAAUAGACGUGAAUACAAAUCUGUGUACACCUCAGCCACACAUGACAAUUUAAAAAGGAAAUCAGAUUAUUUGUGUGCAUUCCUUGUUUUACUAAAACAACGAGGAAAAGUUCCUAGAAAAUGUGAAUCAAGCAUGGCUGGUGUGUCUGGAGUGUCGGCAGCGUAUCGCAUCAAAUAUCCGGUAACCCCAGGUCUGCUGGGUCAAUAACUCUAUAUACGACCACACACACGACGCUGGGGGCCUGCAAAGUCACAGCAGCUAAAAGGAUUCGACUGGCACUUGAUGAUUGAAGCUCACAAGGGUCGCCAUCACAGCGCCAAAGGAGGAGGAGGCGGAGUGGCCAGCACCUUGCUGGGCGCGUCACAGCAUUGGGAUAACAACGUGGACAAGAGUUACAGUGGCAGCAACGCCAGCAAUGAAUCAGCGGCUGGCCAUCAGCGAGCGCCGCUCUUUGACUGGGAAUCGAACGCCUCCAGUGCCGGACCAUCGGCCACUUCAUGGGCAUCGUCAUCGGAUCAACCAAAGACGGGCGACGCCGGCCAGCAUCAUCACGGCAUUCAAGAAGUGACGACCACCCUGGGCCAAACGGCCUUCCUCCAUUGCCGAGUCCGUUACCUGGCCGACCGCAGAGUCCUUUGGAUGCGUCAGAGGGAUCUCCACAUUUUGACUUCGGGUCUUCACACGUACACCAACGACUGGAGGAUUUCGGCCGUCCACGUCACGGUCCGCCAGCCUCCGCAUUCCGGCCCAAUCAAAUCCAGCAGCAGCAGCAGCAGCAGCUUUCCUGCCUCGCCGUCGGCGGCAGUGGUGCCGCCAACGGGAUUCAGGUCGGCAGGAUCGAGAAACUCUUCGUCGUCGACUCCUGGUGGCGAUUCUUCCGUCUGGGACGACGAGGAAGGCGUCUGGAGUGAAUGGACACUGAGGAUACGCUCGACAGAGGCCAGAGACGCCGGCCUUUACGAAUGUCAAGUGAGCACUGAGCCGAAAAUCUCCAAGAUCUACCGACUGCACGUCGUCGUGUCGAAGGCGUCGAUCCUGGGCAGUGCCGAGUUGUUUGUCAAAAAAGGCAGCGACAUCAAUUUGACUUGCGUCACAGUGACGGACGAGCAUCAGCAGCCGCCGUCGGGGCUUCUGGCCGCCAGCCCGCCCGGCAACAAGACGCCGCACUACUUCACCUGGCACCACAACGGACAGGUGUUGAAUUAUUCGGCCCGCGGCGGGAUGAGCGUGACGACGGACACAAUCGAUGGUCAAAGCCGACUCCUGCUGGCCAGAGCGGGUCCUCGUGAUUCUGGCAAUUACACGUGCGUGCCCGGACCGGGAGCCACACCGGCCUCUGUCACCGUCCACGUCCUCAACGGUGAACAACCAGCGGCGAUGCAGAGGGAUAACGCUGGCUGCAUGGCGACACCUUGGUGGAGUUCUCUGCCUGGCCUGACCACGAAAUCAACUACCGGCAGUUCCUCCACGUCCUGCUGGACGGCGCUCGUCACAUUGGCCGUUUCAUCGUCGUGGUUGACUCGAUUUCAGCUCUGCCACGUCACUUGACCACUUUGACCACUUGCCACGUGAACCAUCACCUCC